UAAAUGCGGGCAAAUAUUGCUCCAGCACAAACACACACUCCACAAUUCGGUGGAAUAUUAUUAUUAACUUUUGCUGAUCCCAGAGCCAUCAUCCGAGCCUGAUUAUUGACUCAUCAAGUGCGAACUUAACUUAGCGCUGUUUGGACUACUUAUUAGUCCAUCAUGUUUACUGUCACCAUUUGGUGUAGUGGUUCGACCGAGUGACCGGUAAUGGAAGUUUCCUGGUGAAGAUGGAUCUGUAACUGAUAAUCGUCACCCAGAGCGUCUGACCAGUGUACAAGUACAGGAAAACGACGAUCAGCUUAACGAUCGGGUUUUAGUGCAAAUUAUUUCGCCAUUGUUUGUGUCUGACGCGCGUGGGAUCUGUUUUCGCACCACGUGUUGAAUUGGAGUUAGUAUAGUUUAUAAUCUACUUAGCUAAUCUGGGCAGGUUAAAUUGUUUCAAAUGUUCAUAAAAUGGCUUUUAAUGGCAUCUCAUCUGUCUAGCGCAAGUCAUUCACACCACUCUUUUAAUUGAUUUGAAAUCGAAUUUGACCCCAUUCUUAUCAAAGUAAAUAUACAGUCUUAAUCCAGAACUAUCCGGCAAACACGCGAGUGCAACAGCGAGCUAUUCCGCGUAUUUGCUUGUGCCACUUCACCGCGGGGGGAUAAUCCGUCUGAACACCAAUCUAAGUGGCUUAUCUAUUUGAAAAGGGGUUUGCCCUGGACGCAGCACGGUCAGCGCAUUCUUCAUCAGUUGUUACUAGACAGGGGAGGUGCAAUAGUUGUGCGUGGACAGCCAAGCAGUGAUGACUCCGAGCUUGCCGGACAGCCGGACAACGGUCCCGGUUGUUACGAUACCGGAGUUGGUUUCUCCAGCUGGGAUGAAGAAGAGUGCGGAAGCGUUUUCGAAAUAUGAUGCGGAAGAGGACAUCUCCGAGAAGAUGCCCCAGCUAGGCCAGCUGAUGGCCGCCAAUUUCCGGAACGGUUGCUGCAGCGAAAAAAUGGUGAAGAAACGGCUGCCGAUUCUGCAGUGGUUGCCCAGCUACGAGCGGCAGUUCUUUGUGGAAGAUCUGGUGGCCGGGUUAACCGUUGGGCUUACGGUGAUCCCGCAGGGCAUUGCGUACGCUGUUGUGGCUGGGCUGGAGCCCCAGUACGGGCUGUACUCGGCCUUCAUGGGGUGCUUCGUGUACGCCUUGUUCGGAAGCUGUAAGGACGUUACAAUUGGGCCAACGGCCAUCAUGUCGCUGAUGGUGCAGGUCCACGUGGCCAACCUCGGGCCGGCAUUUGCCAUCCUGUCGGCGUUCUUGGUGGGGUGUGUCGUGCUUGGUUUGGGACUGCUCAAUCUAGGCUUUCUCGUACAAUUCAUCUCGAUGCCGGUUACGGCGGGAUUCACGUCGGCCGCGGCCAUCACCAUCGCCAGUGGGCAGGUGAAAUCGCUGCUAGGAUUGCCGGGACAGUCGAACGAGUUCCUUGACUCGUGGGAAAACGUGUUUCACAACAUUCACCUGACCAGGCUCUGGGACACGGUCUUGGGCGUCGCUACGAUUGUGAUUCUGUUGGCGAUGAUGCAGCUCAAGAAUUUGACCGGUCGCUGGAAGGCCGCUGGCAAGUACUUGUCGCUGUCCCGGAACGCCCUCGUUGUCAUCGGGGGAACCGUGCUGGCGUACCUGCUGAGCAUGGGAGGUGAAACGCCGUUCCUGUUGACGGGCAACGUCACCUCCGGCUUGCCAUCGUUCCAACCUCCGCCCUUUUCCACGGUUGUCAACAACCAAACCUACUCAUUUUCGGAGAUGGUCUCCGAGCUGGGCUCGUCCGUCAUCGCUCUGCCUCUGAUUGCCAUCCUCGAGAGUAUCGCCAUUGCGAAAGCCUUCUCGAAAGGAAAAACUAUCGACGCCACCCAGGAGAUGAUUGCCCUUGGCAUCUGUAACAUCCUCGGAUCGUUCGUGUCCUCCAUGCCCGUGACGGGUUCCUUCACCCGGUCAGCCGUCAACAACAACAGCGGAGUGCGGACACCCGCCGGAGGAAUCACAACCGGACUGGUGGUUCUGCUAGCGCUAGGACUACUCGCCAGUACCUUUUACUACAUUCCGAAGGCGGUCCUCGCUGCGGUCAUCAUUGCCGCCAUGUUCUUCAUGGUGGAAUUCCACGCGGCGGCCGAAAUCUGGCGCACCAAAAAGAUCGACAUCAUCCCAUUCCUAGCCACCCUGAUCUCCUGCCUCCUACUCGGUCUCGAAUACGGAAUGCUCGUCGGAAUCGGCGUCAACAUGUGCUUCGUGCUGUAUCUGACCUCGCGACCCAAAAUACACCACCGCAUCCAGCGCGUCCACAACUCCGACCUCCUCAUCGUCACCCCGGACCAAUCCCUGGUUUACUCCUCCGCCGAGUACCUCAAGUACCACGUGAUCAAACUAUCCGCCAAGUCCGGCCACCACGUCCAGCUGGUCGUACUCGACGGAUCGACGGUGAGCUACAUCGACUCGACGGUCGCGAAAAUCCUCGCCAGUAUCGUGGAAGAUCUGCGACUGCAGGAUCGUUCGGUGGUUUUCUGGAACUGGCAACGCUCGGUUCAGAACACGGCCUGCCGGCUCGAUCAGGAGCUGUUUGUUCCGCUGUUCCACCGGGGAGAGACGCUGGAUGAGCUGGUGAAGCAGCUGGACAAUCGGAUUGAGGCGUGAGCAGAGUGCGAGUAAGUAACAGGUAACGGGUAAUUUAUUUUGUUUUAGAUUUAAGUCAAUUUUAGAGAGCGAUCCAAGCGCAAAAGUGAUACAUGAAACGAUUUCUUCCUGAUGUAGAAUAGAGUAACCAUUUGAUUUAAAAUUACUGUUGAUUGUGCAACAUAUCGGAUGAAAUCGCGAAGCAUUUGAAUACUAGUCAUCAAUUGGCAAAAUUAAA
Molecule: messenger RNA, 2874 nt
Organism: Culex pipiens pallens (northern house mosquito)
Lineage: Eukaryota; Metazoa; Arthropoda; Insecta; Diptera; Culicidae
Product: sodium-independent sulfate anion transporter-like
Exons: 3
Coding region: 789-2657 (622 amino acids)
Biological process (GO): transmembrane transport
Cellular component (GO): membrane
Molecular function (GO): sulfate transmembrane transporter activity
Source: RefSeq, a predicted model, not a curated record